AUGAACCAAAAGGAAUAUUCAGAAACUUUCUACCAUCCUUAUAAGCCCUAUGAUAUUCAAGUACAGUUAAUGGAAACUGUAUACAGAGUACUCUCCGAGGGAAAAAAAAUAGCCAUUCUCGAAAGUCCUACGGGGACAGGUAAAACGUUGUCCUUAAUCUGUGCUACGAUGACUUGGCUAAGAAUGAAUAAAGUAGAUAUUCUCACUCACAUGGAAGCUGAUUCUAAAAGGAAUCAGGAUGACAGUGAAAGUGCGAGUGAUGAUGAACCAGACUGGGUCAACGACACUUAUCAAAAGUCGCUUUUACAAGAUAAGCUAGCUUCAUUAAACGAUUAUGAAAAUCACUUGAAAGAGAUCGACGCGACUAGUCAUAAACAGUUGAAAGUAAUUCAUGAUCUGAAUGAAGAACACAGAAAAUAUGGUACUGUUGAAUCACUACGAAAGAGGCGUAAGGUUGCUCAGCAUGUCGAUAUAUCGCUUGAAGAACAUGAUUUUGUUGCACAGCCUUAUGAAUCGGAUUCUGAAACGAAUGGUAUCAUGAACAGCGUAAGAGGAGGAAGAAAAUCUGAAAAUUAUCACAAAUUGAGUGAGCUAAACUCAGAAAUAAUGACACUUUUGGACAAAAUUGAUAAAAACAUUUCAAAGGAUCCGAGUAAAAGCGAUCGCUUUGAAGUUGUAAAUCAUAAUCCAGUGAAAAUAUACUAUGCAUCUAGAACUUAUUCUCAAUUAGGACAAUUUACUUCUCAGUUAAGGUUGCCCUCAUUCCCAUCAUCAUUCAAGGAUAAAGUCCCCGAUGAAAGGGUGAAAUACUUGCCACUUGCUUCGAAAAAGCAACUAUGUAUCAAUUCCAAAGUGACGAAGUGGAAGACACGGGAGGCUAUCAAUGACGCAUGUGCAGACCUUAGACAUAGCAAAGAGGGAUGCAUGUUCUAUCGAAAUACAAAUGAAUGGCGUCACGGUCCUGAUACAUUAGCUCUUAGAGAUACAAUAUUCUCAGAAAUUCGAGAUAUUGAAGACUUAGUUCCUUUCGGAAAAUCUCUGGGAGUUUGUCCUUAUUAUGCAUCAAGAGAGGCUCUUCCUAUUGCGGAGGUUGUGACAUUACCAUACCAAUACUUGCUCUCUGAGUCUACACGUUCGAGCCUUCAGAUAAGCCUUGCAGAUUCUAUAGUAAUCAUUGAUGAGGCCCACAAUUUGAUAGAAACAAUAAAUUCUAUAUACUCUUCCCAGAUCUCGUUGGAGGACUUGAAAAAUUGCCAUAAGGGGAUAAUAACUUAUUUAAAGAGGUUCAAAUCCAGACUCAACCCUGGUAACAGGGUGAACCUAUUGAAACUAAACUCGCUUUUGAUGACGCUGAUACAGUUUAUAAUCAAAAAAUUCAAAAAGAUAGGACAAGAAAUAGACCCGAAUGAUAUAUUUGCAGGAAGUAAUAUCGAUACAUUAAACAUUCAUAAACUAUUAAAGUAUAUAAGGGUUUCCAAAAUUGCCUACAAAAUUGACACGUAUAAUCAGACUCUAAAAGAAGAUGGCUCGCUAAGAAAUCAAAAUCCGGUGAAAGAAGCGUCUAAUAGCUCAAUAUCUUCUCAACCGUUGCUUUUCAAGGUUUCACAAUUUCUAUCGUGUUUGACAAAUUUGACGUCAGAAGGACAGUUCUUUUUUGAAGAAAGUUAUUCAAUAAAAUACAUGCUUUUAGAACCAAGUAAACCUUUUGAGUCAAUACUAAAUCAAGCAAAAUGUGUAAUCUUAGCCGGAGGGACAAUGGAGCCCGUUACUGAGUUUUUGUCGAACUUGUUUCCCAGAGUUCCUUCCGAAGACAUUACAACAUUUUCCUGUAAUCACGUUAUACCAAAAGAGAACCUGCAAACGUACAUCACGAACCAGCCCGAGCUCGAAUUCACAUUUGAAAAGAGAAUGUCUUCUUCGCUCAUAAAUAAUUAUUUAUUUCAAUUUUUUGUUGAGCUGAGUAAAGCAGUUCCCAAAGAGGGUGGUAUAGUGGCAUUUUUUCCAAGCUAUCAAUAUUUGGCGCAUGUUAUUGGGUGCUGGAAACAGAGUAAUAUAUUCGCUACCCUAAAUAGCGUAAGGGAAAUAUUUUAUGAAUCAAAGGAUGGCGAUGACAUUUUAGCCGAAUAUUUUGACUCGGUAGUAAAUGGCAAGGGAUCUAUUCUAUUUGCUAUUGUUGGGGGAAAAUUAUCAGAGGGAAUAAAUUUUCAAGAUAACUUGUGUAGAGCUGUGGUCAUGGUUGGCCUGCCGUUUCCGAAUAUCUUCAGUGGGGAAUUAAUAGUUAAGAGGAAGCAUUUGGCUGCUAAAAUAAUGAGGUCUGGCGGAACAAAAGAAAAAGCUUCGCAGGUAACAAAGGAGUUUAUGGAAAAUAUUUGUAUGAAAGCUGUGAACCAAAGUGUCGGACGGGCUAUACGGCAUGCAAAUGAUUAUGCAAGUAUCUAUUUGCUCGAUGUACGAUAUAACAGAUCCAACUUCCGGAAAAAAUUGUCACGUUGGGUGCAAGAUUCAAUCAAAUCCGAACGUACAACUCAUCAGGUCAUUUCUUCAACGCGAGCAUUUUUUGCAACACACGGCACAAAUUCUCAUUGA
Molecule: messenger RNA, 2586 nt
Organism: Saccharomyces mikatae IFO 1815
Lineage: Eukaryota; Fungi; Ascomycota; Saccharomycetes; Saccharomycetales; Saccharomycetaceae
Gene: CHL1
Product: DNA helicase
Exons: 1
Coding region: 1-2586 (861 amino acids)
Biological process (GO): establishment of sister chromatid cohesion; nucleobase-containing compound metabolic process
Cellular component (GO): nucleus
Molecular function (GO): ATP binding; DNA helicase activity; hydrolase activity, acting on acid anhydrides, in phosphorus-containing anhydrides
Source: RefSeq, a predicted model, not a curated record